AUUCAACACUUUCUUAAGCCAGAUAUUAGUUGCAUGUUUGCGUCUUUAGUGAGAACAAGUUUAUUAAUAGGCCUCAUACUUCUUAUUAAAAAAUAUUGUCGUGAACUUUAAAAAUGGGUGAAACAGUAGUUAAUAUGGGUCAUUAUCCGAAUGGUCAACCGAAUGGCAAUGCUGGCGCAGAAAAUCUCAGCUGGAUUAAAUUUAAUGUAGACUACUUUAAAAAUAGAGACGGACUUUUGAAACUUUUUCAACUGUUUAUUGCAAUCAUUUGCAUGGCUCUAGCAAGUCCGGCAUAUAAAGGCGUAUCUCAUUUCUUUUUGUUUGUCGUUAUCAUCAAUUUUAUUGGAACUGUGUUAUGGUCAUUUGUCUACUUUUUGGGAAUCAAAGACGUUUUAUUUUUACCUAUCAAUUGGAUUCUUAGUGAAUUUGUGAAUGUAGUAAUUGCUACAAUGUUGUAUGCUGCAGCUUUCAUCAUGCAAAUGGCAACAUGGGUAGGAAGUAAUGAGAGAAAUGCUGGAGCUAAUACAAUAGCCGGAUUUUUCGGACUGGUGAAUUGCCUUGCUUAUGCAAGUUCUUCUUAUUACCUUUACCUUCAAUACAAAUUUGAUAACUCAAAUUGA
Molecule: messenger RNA, 620 nt
Organism: Clunio marinus
Lineage: Eukaryota; Metazoa; Arthropoda; Insecta; Diptera; Chironomidae
Source: the annotation of a GenBank genome assembly